Messenger RNA from Musa acuminata subsp. malaccensis (wild Malaysian banana), 2187 nucleotides. Its product is annotated as cysteine-rich receptor-like protein kinase 44. NCBI's taxonomy places the organism in Eukaryota, Viridiplantae, Streptophyta, Magnoliopsida, Zingiberales, Musaceae. Gene Ontology annotation, cellular component: plasma membrane. Gene Ontology annotation, biological process: protein phosphorylation. The record is from RefSeq and is a predicted model, not a curated record. Gene Ontology annotation, molecular function: ATP binding; protein serine/threonine kinase activity.
AUGACUUUUGUCUUCCUUAUACCAGCAGUCGCAGGUGCCAUCUGCAAGUUCAUCGUCCUCCCUUCCACCAUGGCCACCUCCGGAUCCAUCUCCCUCCUCUGCCUUCUUGUCGUCCUCUGCUUCUCUUCUUCUCCUGCGAUGGCCCAGCCGUUGUACCAAGUUUGCGACAAUACUGGCAACUACACCGCCAACAGCACCUACAAAUCCAACCUCGACCUCCUCCUCUCCUCCCUCGCCUCAAACGGCUCCCUUUCCGGCUUCUACAACGGCACGGCCGGACAAUCCCCUGACCAGGUCUCCGGCAUCAUUCUCUGCCGCGGCGACGUCGCCACCGCCGACUGUAGCUCCUGCCUCGCUACCGCCGGUCAAGUCCUCCUCCAGCUCUGCCCCAACAAGAGGGGCGCCACCGUCUGGUAUGACGACUGCCUCGUCCGUUACUCCAACAACCAGUCCUUCUUCUCCUCCACCGACAACUCCCCCAUGGCGUACUUGGUGAAUGAGAAGGACAUACCCGAAGUGAGUCGGUUCGACAAGCUGGUGAGUGAGUUGAUGAGCGGGAUAGCGGACCAGGCGGCGGCGAGCAACGGCUCCUCGAAGAAGUUCGCUACCGGGACGAUGAGCAACUUCACGUCAGAGGUUCCGAUCAUCUACGGGCUGGUGCAGUGCACCCCAGACCUGUCAAGGAGUCGGUGCAGGCAGUGCUUGCAGAAGCUGUUCGACGUGAUACCGAACCUGUUCGAGGGGAAGCAGGGCGCGAGGGCGGUGGGCGUGAGGUGCAACAUGAGGUACGAGGUGUACUCCUUCUACCAAAGCACCCCGACGCUGAUACUUACUGCUCCGCCGGCCUCUGGUGGCAGUGGAGGAUCAGGAAAAAAGAAGAAGAAUUCAACAGGGACUAUUCUUGCAAUUGUGAUACCUGUGGCGACUGCAGUGCUACUGAUCUCCAUCGUUUGUAUUUGCUUCUGGAGGAGGAAGUCAGCUAAAAAACCUUCCUAUGAGACUGACCCGGAGAAGAUCACAAGUGUGGAGUCCUUACUAUUUGAUCUAUCUACAUUACGAAUAGCAACAUGCAACUUCUCGGAUGAGAAUAAACUUGGAGAAGGUGGCUUUGGUGCAGUUUACAAGGGACUGCUGCCUGAUGGACGAGAAAUCGCGGUCAAGAAGCUUUUAGCUUCUGAACAAGGGCUUGGGGAGCUGAAAAAUGAGCUUGUUUUGGUUGCUAAGCUCCAGCACCGGAAUCUCGUAAGACUUUUGGGCGUUUGCUUUGAAGAAGAGAAGAUGCUGGUAUAUGAAUACGUUCCUAAUGGAAGCCUCGACAAACUUAUGUUUGAUGCUGAGAAACGGGAGCGGUUACACUGGGGAACCCGAUACAAGAUCAUCGGUGGAAUCGCGCGAGGCCUGCUAUACCUACACGAAGAAUCCCAGCACAAAAUCAUACAUCGGGAUCUAAAAGCCAGCAACGUUCUGCUGGAUUCAGACAUGAGCCCUAAGAUCACAGAUUUCGGUUUAGCGAAGCUUUUCGGCGGAGACCAGACACAGGGCACCACAAGUCGAAUCGUGGGAACAUUUGGGUAUAUGGCACCGGAGUAUGCCAUGCACGGCCACUUCUCAGCCAAGUCAGAUGUAUUCAGCUUCGGUGUUCUGGUUCUGGAGAUUUUGACAGGGAGGAAGAACACCGGUUCCUACGACUCUGCCAACUCGGAAGACCUUCUAAGCUAUGCAUGGGAGAGGUGGACCGCAGGAAGAGGCUUUGAGAUAUUAGACCCAGUUCUGGGCAUCCAGUUCCCGAGUAGUGACGUGUUGAAAUGCAUCAAGGUCGGACUGCUGUGUGUUCAGGAGAAUCCAGUUGACAGACCCAAGAUGUCCACAGUCAAUGUGAUGCUGAACAGUGACAGUGUGUCUCUCCCAGCUCCAUCACGGCCUGCAUUCUGUGUGGGGAAGAGCAGCAUGGACCCAAACUCGAACAAAUCGAUUCUCGGUACAAAAAACCAAACAACUCAGUCUGUAACAAUGUCACCAAAUGAAGUUUCCAUUUCAGAAUUAGAACCGAGAUAAAGAGUAGCCAGUGAUGGAUGACCUUAUAGUUUUGCUUAUGGAUGCUAAGAUACUUUGGCACUGUAAUAAUUUAUCGACUCACUGCUGCUUGCUGUAUUAUUUAUAUGUAAACCUACUUUUUAUCUUGUGUGA